AUGGGAUUGGCUUUGGAACUACUGUGCCUCGGGCAGGCUGAACAGCGACUGUGCGUACAGAGUCAUACUCACACGUGCACUCUCCAUUUUUUUGAGAGGAACAAGCUCAACACCCCCCCCACACACAGCCCUUUCAGUUUAUGCACCGUCCCCGAGGCCCGUGUGAACUUUCUAGGAAGUUUCCUAGCCUUAGGCCCUUGGGCAGUCAACUUAGUGCUGUCUGUAGGCAUCUUCCCAUAUGUCUUACGUCUUUUGCAGUCAUCAGCGCGAGAGUUACGGCCACUCUUAGUCUUCCUUUGGGCUAAGAUUCUUGCAGUGGAUCCAAGUUGCAAAGCAGACUUGGUGCGAGAAGAGGGCUAUAAAUAUUUCCUGAAAGUUCUAGCUGAUCCAUCAAUGCCUGCUGAGCAUCGUACCAUGGCGGCAUUUGUGCUGGGUGUCAUUGUAUGGGAACACCCUGAAGGACAACGGGUGGCUCUGCAGGGAUCCCUUAUGCCUCUGUGUCUAGAGCAAGUGUCAGAUCCACAUCCACCUCUUAGGCAGUGGGCCACACUCUGCCUGGGCCGCACGUGGCACCAUCACCCAGAUGCAAGAUGGGCUGCAACUCGUGACAAUGCCCAUGAAAAGCUGUACACUCUUCUCUCUGAUCCUGUGCCAGAGGUACGUGGAGCAGCAGUCUUCUCCUUGGGAACAUUUGUAAGCAGUCUGGCUAGUCAUGAGAGGACUGACCAUGCACGUGCCAUAGACCACACCAUUGCCAUAACACUAGCGAAUACUGUCACUCAUGACGGCUCUCCACUUGUCAGACAAGAGUUGGUAGUUGCCUUGCAAUAUCUCAUCCAGAUGUAUGAAAGCUCCUUCCUCACAGUAGCACGACAAUAUUUUCGAGAAGAGAUGGUUGAUCUUUCACCCCAGUCGUUGACAUCUUCUACUGAUAGCAUAAUGUCACCAUCAAAUAGCAUCAGUCGUGUGUUUUCGCGGCAGGGGGGAAGACAAGUCACAUCCCCUAAUCAGACAUUAGGGACAAGUCCAGACACUUCCCUCACUGACUACGGCCAUAUGUCACCAGUAGGAGUGAAAAGGACAGCAUCAACACAUUCUAUAUCUUCCCUAGGGUGCAGCAAUGUCUUUUCAGGGGUCAGUACUCUGUCUUAUAGUGGAAUGUACUGCAAACUGUGGCAGACACUUAUUACUCUGGAACGGGAUCCAUUCCCUGCUGUAGCCUCAAUGGCAAAGACAGUAGUGGAUUAUGGUAGAAGCAAAUAUUUGAAUAAAAAAAAGCAAGUUGUCUUAACUGGCUCAAGAGACAUAAUGGAACAAAAAGUAGAAUCUGCUCCAGGCACCCCAGUCAAUAAACCCAUUUUCAUGCCUGGAGAAUCACCUCCAUCUACCCUAGAGACCUCUACACCAACCCGCUCAAGAUCAAGAAACCAUUUGAAUAACCAUAGUGAAGAAAAUGAUAAUGGCUUCAUGAAGCCAUUAGUAACAACAGAGUUUGUGGAAUGGAGUGCCAAGACCUUCAUUCUUCCACGCCAAAAAACAAAUGAUGAAUUAAAUUCUCCAUCCUCACCACUACACGGUUACUCUGAUAGAUCUCUAAAUUCACGUCUGCUGGCUGAGUCAGAAGAACGACGUAGUGUUGGAACGAACAAGUUAGAUGAUCAGGUGUUUGUACAUCGUAAUCCAGGUCCUCCAGCUGUAUUAUUAUUUCAUCCAAUCCAUCCACUUCUUACUGUUGCUGAUAAGAGUAAUGUGACAAUAUGGGAUGUUGAACGCAGCUUGCGAGUGAGUCAUUGGAGCAAUAAUAAUGUAGGCUCUAGCUGCAUUUCUGCUCUGUCUGUUAUCAACUCAGGGACACCUUCUACCUAUGUAGCUACAGCCUGUGAUGAUGGCAGUGUCAGAAUAUGGAAGGAUGUGUAUCAAAGCUCCCAUCAAGCAACAAGGGAUCCACCAAUACUUGUUACUGCUUUCCAGGCUACUCUUGAUAUAAAUCCUGCUACAAGAGGAGCUGGUCUUUUGUUAAGUUGGGAGCAGGACACCACAACCUUAGUAACUGGAGGUGACUCUAGAACUGUCAGGCUCUGGGAUUUGCAAGCAGAGCGUAGGACAAUGGAGUUACCGACUGGGGGAGAUAGUACAUCAUUUAUUACGGCAUUACAUUCUCACCAAGCUGGACCUUGGAUUGUGACUGGAUUUUCUGAUGGUUAUGUUCGAGUACUUGAUCGUCGCCUUACUAGUAACCGUGCUGUCGUGCGACAGUGGCGAGAACAUAGCUCUUGGCUCAUCAGUGCACAUUUGCUUAAUGCAUCACAGGCCACUACAAAAAUUAUCACAGGGGUUGUCUCUGGAGAGGUGAGGUUAUGGGACAUGAGACAGUCAAAUUCUGUACAGGUGUGUGCUCCAAAUCAAGAAAUGACUGCCAUGGCCACCCAUGCUAAUGCUCAUCUUUUUGCCACGGGGUCAGUAAAUCAGGUGAUUGGUGUUCAUCAUGCAAGUGGCUCAUCAGUGAAUGUAAUCAAGUACCAUGAAGGUUUCAUGGGGCAGCGUAUAGCACCUGUGUCCUGCUUGGCCUUCCAUCCUCGGAGAGUCCUUCUUGCAGCUGGCACAACUGACAGUUACAUCACAGUCUAUGGGCUGUCUCGAAGAUAGUGUAAAUUACACCUAGGUGAUGCUGUAAGCAUAAUUCAUAAAAAGGAUAGAUUGUUCCUUGAUUUUUAUCUAUUGAGCCAUAUUUUAAAGGCAUUAUGAAUAAUAAGACUCAAAAUUCUUAAGAAAACCCAGUGUAGACUGUAUUUUGUGAUGAGAACAAAUAUACCAGGGAUGCAGUAGGCUUUACCCAGGAUACCUGUAGAAAUGGAAUAUAAGAGAACUUAACAUGCUUGACAAAUAUUGCUGACUCUACAUGUUCAGACUCCUUCUUGGAAGUAGAAGCCAGUAAAUUACUUUCAAUUUUGCAUCAGGAAGUAGUAAAUCAGCAUGUGAACUGUGUUGGUGAAAGAGUUGUGCACAUGAUAGCACACCUAUCUCAUAAACACAAUAUAGUUUUUUUUAGUUAGAAAGUGUACAGAUUUAAUGUUGCUCAUUAAUGUAUAUAUACAACAAAUAUAUUACUGCCAGACCCAUUUGUAAUCAACAAAAUGGAGUUACUGUACAUUACAAAAUUACCUUAGUAGUUAAUGUUAAAAUAGAGACAGAUGGGAGAUUUAAGUGCUUUCAUUAUCAUGAGAAAGGGCCUCUGUUGGAAGAGGUAUGAUAUCUCAACUUUACCUUAUAUUUUGCCUUUUAUUUAUUAUUUUUUCUUGUUUGCUAAUCUUUCUCCUAUUUAACAUGGCAUGAAGAAGAGUUCCCUGAUAUCUUAAAGAUAUUUAUAUCAGUAAAAAAUAUUUGCAAAUUGCUUUUGA
Molecule: messenger RNA, 3398 nt
Organism: Penaeus vannamei (Pacific white shrimp)
Lineage: Eukaryota; Metazoa; Arthropoda; Malacostraca; Decapoda; Penaeidae
Source: RefSeq, a predicted model, not a curated record